This is a messenger RNA of Nematolebias whitei (Rio pearlfish), 1544 nucleotides long. It is a transcript of the gene lmbrd1, whose product is annotated as LMBR1 domain containing 1. Gene Ontology annotation, cellular component: vacuolar membrane. The record is from RefSeq and is a predicted model, not a curated record. The transcript is spliced from 15 exons. Gene Ontology annotation, biological process: protein localization to vacuole. NCBI's taxonomy places the organism in Eukaryota, Metazoa, Chordata, Actinopteri, Cyprinodontiformes, Rivulidae. Bases 12 to 1544 code for a protein of 510 amino acids.
AGGAAGUAAAGAUGGCGGUGCAGACCUUACUGUCAGAAUCUGUCAUCGGUUGGUCAAUUUUCACCCUUAUACUUCUGGUUAUUCUGGCGUUCUGUUGGAUCUACAUUCGGAAGUUUCAGAGUCGACAGGAUAGUGAGGUUGUUUCAACCGUCACAGCAAUAUGUGCGCUAGCCAUUGCUUUGAUAACCUCUGCGCUUCUACCAGUGGACAUAUUCCUCGUGUCAUACAUGAAAUAUCCCAAUGGCACCUAUAAGGAGUGGGCAACAAGCAAUGAGACACGACAGCACAUUGAAGCCACUGUGCUGUAUGGCUACUACACUCUUUACUCCAUCAUACUGUUCUGUGUCUUCUUAUGGAUCCCCUUUGUUUACUUCUACUACGAAGAAAAGGAUGACGACAACACAAGCAAGUGCUCGCAAGUGAAAAACGCCCUGAAAUACACAGUUGGAUUCGUCAUUUUCUGCGUGGUGCUCCUUUUAAUUGGUGUAUUUAUUCCUAUUCAGGCUCCAACUAAUCAGAAUUCCACUCAGUGGGAGAAGGUGCAGUACCUUUUUGAGGAGCUUGGCAGUAGUCAUGGUUUGGCAGCUCUUUCUUUCUCCAUCAGCUCCUUGACCUUGAUUGGCAUGUUGGCAGUGAUCACUUACACGGCAUAUGGAAUGUCUGUUUUGCCUUUGAAUCUGAUAAAAGGCACUCGGAGUGUUGCCUACGAGCGUCUGGAAAACACAGAGGACAUUGAUGAUGUUGAGCAUCAGAUUGAAAUUCUGAAAUCCAAGUGUAAGGAUGGACGUCCUCUGUCCUCAAAGGACAGAUGCAACCUGGAGGAGUUAGAGGGCAAACUACAGCUCCUCCGACGCAGGGGAAGACACCUGGACAUUGCAGAGAGGAACUGCUGCUCUAAACUUGGCAGAGCUCUCAGACCCGUCAAGAUUGUACUGGGUGUUGUCUUCAUCCUGGUCGCGCUGCUGUUUAUUGUUGCCCUGUUCAUUUCUAAUUUGGAUAAAGCACUUCAUUCUGCUGGCAUCAGUUCCGGGUUUAUAAUCUUUGGCACCAACCUGACUAAUCCUUUCAAUGAACUUCUGUUAGCCCUACAACCUGUUUUUCCACUUGAUUAUAUCCUGAUCACUGUCAUCACCAUGUACUUUGUGCUCACAUCCAUGGCUGGUAUCCGCAACUUGGGCAUCUGGUUCUUCUGGAUAAGACUGUACAAAAUACGACCAAAGAGAACACGGCCACAGGCCCUUCUGAUCCUCUGCAUGAUUCUUCUUCUGAUUGUUCUACACACCAGCUACAUGAUCUACAGUCUGGCUCCACAAUAUGUCAUGUACGGCAGCCAGAAAUAUCUUGUACAGAGUCAGGCACCGGUACCAAAUCCUGUGUCUGGAAAUGCCACCACAAGGACAUGUGAUGCAGAUGCACCUGAUGACUGCUGCUAUAACUCUGAGCUGUGUAGCAUCCAGAAGUUUGCAGAUGACACCUCCAUCAUUGGAUGCAUCAAGAAUGACAGAGAUGAGUAUAGGAGUCUGGUGAGGGACGUUGCUGUCUAG